Molecule: messenger RNA, 1131 nt
Organism: Cryptomeria japonica (Japanese cedar)
Lineage: Eukaryota; Viridiplantae; Streptophyta; Pinopsida; Cupressales; Cupressaceae
Exons: 1
Coding region: 1-1131 (376 amino acids)
Molecular function (GO): catalytic activity
Source: RefSeq, a predicted model, not a curated record
AUGAAGUUCCUAACCUGGAAUGUCAGGGGCUGCAAUGCCCCUGACAAGUGUCGUCUGGUCAAAAGAGGUUUUGAUCAGGCCAAGCCGGAAGUAAUUUGUAUUCAGGAAACUAAGUUGGGUCGUGGUGGUGCUGCUUGCAUUUUCAAGGUUAGGCAGAAAUGGUCGGGUCACUUUGUGGAUUCUGAUGGGGCGUCAGGUGGUUUGGACAUUCUGUGGAAUUCGUUGGCUAUUCAUGUGGAAGUUGUGUCAAGCUCUAAGUAUUGGCAGAUGGUUAAGGUGAUUUCGAAGACAAUAAAUUUCUCUUGCUUUCUUGUUAAUGUCUAUGGGUCGAUUUUGGCCAUAAAGAAGUGCAAAUUAUGGGAGGAUGUCUCUAGACGCCUUGAGGAAGUGAGGCCCCUUUUAGCCAUUGUGGCUGGAGAUUUCAAUGCCACUCUCUCUUCCUCUGAGAAGCGUGGAGGGGUGAGGAGAUUGAGAUGGUUACAUUUGGAUUUCCAAUCCUUUGUUAACGACAACGCUCUUCUAGAAGUGGUUGCUAAAGGAGGGGAUUUCACUUGGAAUAAUAGGCGUAGAGGUUUUUCCAAUAUUGCAGAGAAAUUGGAUAGAUUCUUCCUUGCAGGAGAUUGGAGUGUUGCCCUUGUUGUUUUUGAGGCUGAGGUUCUUGCUAUUUCAGGGUCAGACCAUUUUCCGGUCUCCUUGAUUGUGCAGAAUGAUGCUGUCCCUAUUCGAUGUCCCUUUAAGAUGGAAAAGAUGUGGUUUAGGGAACUGAGUUUUAAAGAGAUUGUAGUGGGGUGGUGGAAGGAAGCCCCAGUGGUGGAUGGGUUCAUGGCCUAUCAAUUUUUCAAAAAGCUUAGCUAUGUGAAGCAGGAAUUAAAAUCUUGGAAUAGGGAGGUGUUUGGUAAUAUUUUUGAUGAGAAGAGAAGACUCGAAGGUGAUCUGGGGGCCUUGAAUGCUAAAGUCAUGGUAGAUGGAAUGGAUGAAGUGGAUUUCCUGAUGGAGAAAGACCUUCUUAGUAGGUACGGUGAAGUUUUGCAAAGAGAGGAGAUCUAUUGGAAACAGAAGUCGCGUGUUAAUUGGCUGAAAGCGGGUGACAGAAAUAGGAAAUUCUUUCAUAGUUUGGUGAAAGCGAGGUAA